UCCUUCAUUCCAUUCCACAAUAACAAUAUUUCCUCUCCUCUCUCUCUCUUUGUUAUUCUCAAUUCAAAUUCUUCAAAAUCUCUCUCUCUCUCUCUAUAUAUAUAUAAUCAUGUACUUGCAAACUGAAACCAUGGCAGCCCAAGUCAUGCCUGAGCAACCUCUUCAUGGAAUUCAUAUUUUAGCAAGAGAAAACAAUACCCCAAUUCCCAGAAGAUUGGAAGGAAAAGUGGCUAUCGUUACUGGAGGAGCGAGAGGAAUAGGAGAAGCAACAGUAAAACUCUUCGCUAAACACGGCGCUAAGGUAGUAAUCGCCGACGUAGAAGACACCGCCGGUAAAAUCCUCGCCGAAACCCUAGGUUCAUCGGUAACAUUUCUCCAUUGUGACGUCAGCUCCGAAGAUGACGUGGAGAAUUUAAUAGAGUCCACCGUGUCACGUUAUGGCCAGCUGGAUAUUCUGUUCAACAAUGCCGGAAUUCUCGGAAGCCAAUCUAAAGGAAGAAAGAGCAUAAUGGAAUUCGACGCAGACGAAUUCGAUUGCGUCAUGCGUGUCAAUGUCAAGGGCGUCGCCCUUGGCAUGAAACACGCCGCCCGAGCCAUGAUCCGGCGGGGUGGCGGCGGAUGUAUUAUAUCCACCGCCAGCGUUGCUGGAGUCAUGGGCGGGCUAGGCCCGCACGCCUAUACCGCCUCGAAGCACGCAAUAGUCGGUUUGACUAAAAACGCGGCCUGCGAGCUGGGGCGGUAUGGGGUUAGGGUUAAUUGUAUUUCGCCUUUCGGUGUGGCGACUCCUAUGCUUGUGAAUGCGUGGCGAUCGGACGGUGGCGACGAUGGCGAUGAUGGUGAUGAUGAAUGUAUGAGAUUUGGAGGUGGGAAUGGGAUGCCAUGUAGUGAGAGAGAAGUUGAGAAAAUGGAGGAUUUUGUUAGAGGACUUGCUAAUUUGAAAGGUCCAACACUAAAAGCAAGGGAUAUUGCUGAGGCAGCUCUUUAUCUUGCUAGUGAUGAAUCUAGAUAUGUUAGUGGGCAUAAUUUAGUUGUAGAUGGUGGAGUAACUACCUCAAGAAAUUGUGUUGGUUUGUAAUUUUUUUUUUAUUUUUUUUGGUUAGUUCUUCAAAAAUUUGUUCUUUGAUUUAUAUAUAUAUGAAAAUUAAGAUAGAAAUAAUUAAUUUAUUAAUUUAUAUUAGCAAAUUAAUGUCCAAGAAUAUGGGUAUUCUUGAUUAUAUAUUAAUUUGGCUUGUAAUGUAUAUAUAGUUUUUUUUUCUUAUAAAUAUUUUAUUUAUCUUC
Messenger RNA from Cannabis sativa, 1278 nucleotides. RefSeq names its product short-chain dehydrogenase reductase 2a. The record is from RefSeq and is a predicted model, not a curated record. The transcript is spliced from 2 exons. Lineage: Eukaryota; Viridiplantae; Streptophyta; Magnoliopsida; Rosales; Cannabaceae. Gene Ontology annotation, molecular function: oxidoreductase activity, acting on the CH-OH group of donors, NAD or NADP as acceptor. The coding region runs from base 110 to 1075 and encodes 321 amino acids.